AUGAAUGUUGUCACCAAGCUCGACACUCGAAAGCCCUAUGCGACGCGUGCGGACUCCUUUGUCGGCGUGCCUUCUCGGCUUAGGAGUGCUCGCGAUCAGGAUCAUAAUGAGGCCGAUGGGCCUUUCCCUAGCUCCUUAGGGUCGGGUCCGACUCCCGAACUUGAUCACGAUUUAUCCGCGGUACGCGGUGGCUCGACUGAUAAUUCACCGGUCGCUGAUUCAGAAAGGAAAAUGAACAAGCAUGAUUCGUCAUUGAAAAGGGUGUUUCCAAAAAGGGUAAAGGACAAGGAGCACAUCAAGGAGAGCAUCUCUGAACCGUCCUUCGAGAAUAAACAUGCCGUCAGUGAGGAUGACAAGAAGCACAAUUCGGUGCAGAAGUGUUUAACGCGAUGGAGGAAGUGUAAGAAGCUGCGUCAUUCUCAGAAGUCGACGGAAACGCCAUCCGACCACGUGUCGGUCACCUCUGAAUAUUUGACGGUUGACCCAAGGAGUGCUGCCUCUUUAUUGAAGAACCUUCUGACAUGGACUAAGUCCCCGAAGCAUGGUAUUGAUAUCCUCUGUGUGUCGGAGGUCCAGCUCAUGGAGGUACGCGAAGGCUAG
Messenger RNA from Perkinsus marinus ATCC 50983, 600 nucleotides. RefSeq lists its product as hypothetical. The transcript has 2 exons. The record is from RefSeq and is a predicted model, not a curated record. NCBI's taxonomy places the organism in Eukaryota, Perkinsozoa, Perkinsida, Perkinsidae. Bases 1 to 600 code for a protein of 199 amino acids.